Messenger RNA from Dreissena polymorpha, 4010 nucleotides. RefSeq lists its product as uncharacterized. Gene Ontology annotation, biological process: pseudouridine synthesis; box H/ACA snoRNP assembly; ribosome biogenesis. Bases 275 to 2773 code for a protein of 832 amino acids. Lineage: Eukaryota; Metazoa; Mollusca; Bivalvia; Myida; Dreissenidae. Gene Ontology annotation, cellular component: sno(s)RNA-containing ribonucleoprotein complex. The transcript has 10 exons. Gene Ontology annotation, molecular function: RNA binding. The record is from RefSeq and is a predicted model, not a curated record.
UUUAAAAAAAUCAAGUUGUAGUGGAAAAGCACAUGUUGAAGUAAACAAAUCUCGUAAAUAUUUCGCCGAGCGAACAUUGCAUUAUUGUUCAGCGGAUCCGUGGUCUAGUGGUAACACACUGGCUUCACAAUCCAGAGAUCGCUGGUUCGAUCCCCCGCUGCACCUUACCUACCUUCUCGUCUUUCGCAUGAGACGUUAAACCGAGGUGCAGUGUACUAGGUGCUAUACACCGGAAGACAAUCCCGGUGCACUCGAUAAAAAACAAUGAAGAAGAAUGGUUAAAGAAGCGUACGUUUGCGUUCUUGAUUUGGGGAAAAUAGGAAUGGAAGGAGAAAAUGAACCUGGGCUGAUGUUAACUAGAGAACAAGCUGAAGAACACAUGGAAAAUGCAGUAGACGAUUCAUCUAUCGCACUUGCUGCUGUAAAUGAAGGACCAGUGCUUGUCGGUGAAGGUAAUUCUGCAAAAAAUGAUUCACUGAUGAAUGUACAAAAGGAAUCACAUGUGCAAGAUAGAAAUGAAAACGCACCUGGCGCUCCAACUAAAGAUACUGAAGAAGACCAGAAACAAGAGUCUGGAGAUAUGCCUGGCAAGACUGUUAUUGAAAAUGACAUUGAGACUAAUGUAAGUGUAGUCAGUGCAGAUGGAUGUACCAUUGAUUGUGACUCAAAGAUGACUACUCUGGAUGCAUCUUGUGAGACUAAGGAAGGUGAAUCACCUGACCAGUCUAAAGAUGCGGCAGGGGAUGAGGAUGCACCAGUGCUGAUGGAGUACAGGAAGGCUGGCGGGAUGCUGGCGGUGGAAGACUCUGAUACUUCACCAGACAGCUCCAGUGAGGAUGAGGCUGAGGCGAUGGCAGCAGUCGAGACCUUGGAUCCCAGCACGCAGAUUAACCAGACAAUAUCAAACGAGCGUGAUCAAUCUCCAGACAGAGAUCGCAGGGUGAAGCUGAACAGAUAUGGCUUUGAGGAUGUACGCACCAAGGGAGAACUCUUGCCUGAGGAGUUGCCUCCCUUAGAAGAAUUGACCAUCACAGUUGACGAGUCUGUGAUCAUGAAGGAAGUGGGUCACAUCAAAAGCAUAGUUGGUGUUCUGGUGGUCAUUCAGUCGAAUGAAAACACCAGCCCUCUGGAUGAUGACUCCAUUUUGUUUGUCAAUGGCCACAAAGUGCUGGGGCAGGUGUUUGAAGUGUUUGGUCCCGUAAAAAAGCCCUGGUACUCGGUGCGCUUCAAUGACAUAGACAACAUCUCACACAAGGGCCUGCAGGUGGGCAUGACUGUGUACUGCGCUCCCAAAGAAGAGGCCUUCACACGUUAUGUCUUCCUGGAGAAUAUGAAGAACAUCAGAGGGUCUGAUGCAUCCUGGGAAGAUAAUAAUGAACCACCAGAAAAGCAUCUGGAGUAUUCAGAUGAUGAGGCUGAGAGGGUUGCCAAGUCUCGCAAGAAGAAAGGCGGGCCUAAACAGGGAGAAAGGGUAGAGGCUGGUGACCAGGGCAACAAGAGGAAGAGGAACAGAGAUGCCAUGAAUAAAGAUAAAGGAGGCAACCCUCAGUCAAACGGAUCGCAACAUGGUAAUCAGAGGCGGAAUCCCUUUCAAGGCAAUACCAGUCAUAGCCCCAACCCCAGAUUUUCAAACCAAUCCCAGAGCAACCAUGGUAACAACGGCAGUCAGCGCUGGCCCCCAGGACCAAAUGCUGCUCACUUUAACAGACCGCCGCAAAACUUUGGUGGACCCCCGCGUUUCCAGCCUAACAAUCAGUUUACUGGCUAUCAGCAAAACUUUGGCAACUUUGUUCCCCAGUUGAAUACAAGUCCUCACAUUGGAUUUAACAACAGUCAGAACUUUUCAAAUAGUUUUGGUGGCACGGGAUCACAUAACAGUUCAGGAUUAAGCAAUAAUUCUCCUGGCACCCAGAUGAAUCCAGUUAGGCCUGUAUUCGGUCAAAUCGGUGCGCAGGGUUCAAAUGUCCCCCCAGACUUUACCCGUCCCCCACCUCCUUUCGUAGGUAGCAACCAGUCAUUUAACCAGCACCAAGCUAACAUGGGACAUAUGCAACAGCAACAGCCGUCAACAAUGUCAGUGAAUCAGCCACAGGGAGGGUUGGGUAUUCAGACGGGCAAUUCAAACACUGGACAGUAUGGCAACAUGGGCAUGCUACCUACAUGUAAUCUGAACAACAGUCCAGCAACAUUGCCAAACCCUAGUGGACAAUUCAUGCAGCCACCUGGGAGUCGUUUUCAGUCUCCCCAAGUAAUGGCUACAAAUGCUGGUCAACAGAAUCAAUCAGGCCCACAUGGUUUCUUGCCCUCCGUCCCUCAUAUGCCUGGCACAGGUGGAAAUCCUGUUGGUGGGGUAGUCAAUAGCAACAGUCAGAGGGGUCAGUUUUGGAACCUGAAUCAACAGGACACUGGCAGUGUUCAAAAUAACAUGAGGAAUAUUGGCUCACCCAUGAACCCUGUUUCGUCAAGUCCUAACUUCCAUAUUAGUCCCAGUCACUUCAAUGAUUCUACAAUUCAAACAAGUAUGAACAGCAGGAACGCCAACAUAUACGGACAUUCUACAAACAGCAAUUUUACAUACACAGAUGGCAAUGUUAACAGUUCCAGGGAUUGGAAUUCACAGCAACCAAAUGUAGGGUUUCAGGGGCUUUACCAAGGACCAGGACAGGGUCCCAAUCAUGGGGGGUUUCAGAGUCCUGUAAACAUCAAAAUGCAAGGGACUGGUCCAUUUCAAUACAUGGGGAAGUACAGGUCAGUCACAGGCGCCAGGCUAUGACAGUAAUAGCCAUGAUGGACAAGUACAGUCUGGGACUUUUAAAUUUAACAACAAGUUGGUUGACCCUAGAUACAUUGAAAACAACUAAAAACAAUAUUUAAGUAAAUGACUUUUGCACAAACUUUUUUCUUAUUAAACACAUUUACAUUCACAUUCGUGGAUUUAUUGACAAAUGCAAUACAAUUGUUGUUUUAUUGUUAGCUCACUUGAGCACGUAUUGCCAAUGGGGGAACAAUUUGGAUAUUUGUUUCUGCAUAAGCUUUUAGAAUAAGCACACAUGUGUAUACGAAUGAUUUUCAUCAUAGUUAUGUCACUUUAUCUAUUUUUUUUCUUCAAACAACCUCAAAAAGCUCUGAAAUCACAAGGUUCAGGGUUUUAAUAUUUGAUGUGUAACAUUGUCAAGUAGUCUUCUACUAAAUUUGUUCUUAUUAUGCUUAUUUGUGUUGCAAUCAGGCAAUCAUACAGGGGCACAUAACUUUUGUAGAUUUAUAUAGCAAAAUAUGUUUAAAAAUCUCUGAACUGCAAGGCCUUGAGGUUUGGUAUUUGUUAUGUAACAUCAUGUUUGGUGCUCUUUCAAAUUUGUUGAAGUAAUGUCCCUGGUCAUAAUUUUCACCACCCUGGCAUUUCACUUAACAUGAAACAUUACCACAAAGAGGUUGGGAAGUUUUCCUUUAAUGGAUAUAGUGCAAACUUUAAAACAUGAAACUUCAUCAGAACAUGAAAAUUGUUAUGCUCUGAAUAGUUUUAGGGUUUCAGGUGAGCGACCUUUUGUUGAUAUUUUGUUUACUUUAUUGUUAGAGAUAUUAUGGGAUGGAUUUACAACCAUUGGUCAGAUUAGUAUACAUGAUGUACUGUUAUCAUUAGUGCAUUAGCAUGCUACUGCUGUUCACAACUUUAGUUUUAAGGAAAAUGAAAGACCAUGGUUUAUAUUAUUAGAAAUUGAUAUUGUUACAGUACUAAAAUGCAUUUACAAUAUGUAUGGCUUUCAUAGUUUGUUAUGAAGUCGCAUGAGUAAAAUAUUGACCUAAACAUUAAUUGAAUUUGAUAGGACCAUUUAAGUUCUUAAAUAAAAGCCUUAUGUUUGAUCUUGUAUUAAUUAAAAUCUUAAAUAUUGUCCUUUUAUUCUUAUUAUUUUACUUUAUUUUUCAUAGAUUUAUAUAUAACUUUUUUUAUAGACCUUUAUGAAAUUAGUCAAGAUUUAUUGAUAAAUGUACAUGUAAUAAAUACUUAAAUGCUU